AUGGCCUUCUUUUUCGUCUGCGGCCAGCAGACCUUUCGGUCCGAGGUCAAGGGCUACGAGGGCCUCAUCACCCAGUGCCACCACUGCGGCAACAUGGGCGCCCGCGUGCAAAAGGAGCGCCCAUUCUUCACCAUCUGCUACAUUCCGGUCAUCCCAUUCACCAUUUCCGGGUACCAGGACGUCGUAUGCGGCAUCUGCAACUUUCACCAGCCCCUCGAGAAGCGCCCGGAUGUGAUGGCUAUGGCCAACGGUGGCGGCGGCGGCGGCGGCGGCGGCGGCCAGCAGGCACAACAGCAGCAAAACGGCGGGCAAAAGCCGCAAGGCCCGAACCAGCAAGGAUACAAUCAGCAAGGAUACAACCAGCAAGGACAGUAUCAGCAAGGGCCGUCGCAGACACAGUACGGCCCGCCUCCACAGGGUUACUACUCGCCGCCGCCGCAGGGCGGUCAGCAACAGCCGCCACCACAGAACUGGCAGGGGCAGCAACACCAGUAG
This is a messenger RNA of Cordyceps fumosorosea ARSEF 2679, 495 nucleotides long. RefSeq lists its product as hypothetical. The transcript has 2 exons. The record is from RefSeq and is a predicted model, not a curated record. Bases 1 to 495 code for a protein of 164 amino acids. Lineage: Eukaryota; Fungi; Ascomycota; Sordariomycetes; Hypocreales; Cordycipitaceae.